UUAGGUUGUAGUUAUUAUAGGACUAUUUCCCUCUAUACCAUUUGUAUUUCAUUAACCUUUGACUAUUGGAUGUUCUUAUAGGCACUUUAGUAUUGCCAGUGUAACAGUAUAGCUUCCGUCCCCCUCCUCGCUCCUCCCUGGGCUCGAACCAGCAACACAACGACAACAGCCACCACAUCGAAGCAUCGUUACCCAUGCAGAGCAAGGGAAACAACCACCCCAAGGCUCAGAGCGAGUGAUGUUUGAAACGCUAUUAGCGCGCACUAACUAGCCAGCCAUUUCACUUCGGUCACACCAGCCUAAUCUCGGGAGUUGAUAGGUUUGAAGUCAUAAACAGCGCAAUGCUUGACGCACAACGAAAGCUGCUGGCAAAACGCACUAAAGUGCUGUUUGAAUGAAUGUUUACGCACCUGCUUCUGCCUACCACCGCUCAGUCAGAUACUUAGAUACUUGUAUGCUUGUAUGCUCAGUCAGAUUAUAUGCAACACAGGACACGCUAGAUAAUAUCUAGUAAUAUCAUCAACCAUGUGUAGUUAACUAGUGAUUAUGAUAGAUUGUUUUUUAUAAGAUAAGUUUAAUGCUAGCUAGCAACUUACCUUGGCUUACUGCAUUUGCGUAACAGGCAGUCUCCUUGUGGAGUGCAACGAGAGAGAGGCAGGUCCUUAUUGCGUUGGACUAGUUAACUGUAAGGUUGCAAGAUUGUAUCCCCUGAGCUGACAAGGUAAAAAUCUCUUUCUGCCCCUGAACAAGGCAGUUAACCCACCGUUCCUAGGCCGUCAUUGAAAAUAAGAAUGUGUUGUUAACUGACUUGCCUAGUUAAAUAAAGAUGAAAUAAAGGUGUAAAAAAAAAAAAUAGGCAAAUCGGCGCCCCAAAAUACUGAUUUCCGAGUGUUAUGAACUUGAAAUCGGCCGUAAUUAAUUGGCCAUUCCGAUUAAUCGGUCGACCUCUAGUGGACGCAUUGUUGGCGGAGUGCGCAACCUAUGCUACACUUGUGAGAAACAAGUUUUGGUUUAUUUAAUUCCAUUUACUAGUUCAGUCAAUGUAGUCAUUGUCUGGAACGCUUCUGUCAAUGUUGAGUAAGGACGCGCAUAGAAGUAGGCCUAUAUAGGCUACCUGGCCUGCGCACAAAUGAAUGUGCCCAUUUGGGGAUCUGAUAUUAUUUCUGAUUGGCUUAAUGCACCACCUGUGGAGCUUCUCAAAGUAAUGUUUUUUUCACCUCAAACAGGUUUUUACAUCCAUUAAGAAUUACAAUAGUUCCUCAAUGAGUUUGAAAAAAUCUUUCCAGCGCUCUCCCUUUCGAUGACCACUCGGCAUGAAAGGGAAAAAUGACAUGCUCUGAUCCAGUAGAAACGUGGUAAAAUAGGCUUAUCAGUGCUUGACUUAAACUGAAAUAGGUACUAAUUUUGGAUGCUGGUACUGUUUAUAUUUAGGUGCAGGAGUUCCACAAUAAGUUUGAGCUAAUAUUCUACAAGAGGAACAGAAGCUCACCCAUUGGAAAAUUUGAGGUUCCGGUACACCGCUCUGGUGAGCUCCUACCCAAGUCAAGCACUGCUUCUUAUCCCUUGUGCAAAUGGCCUAAGGUUGUCUGUCCAGAGCUCACUGGCAGGAAACUGAGGGCCAAGAAUAUUUUAUACAAUGUUGCAAGUUCGUUUAAGACAGGCCAUGUGUAGCCAAUGUGAUUUGAUAAAAUAAAUAUCCUAUCAGGAUAUUUCUGACCUGCAGGCUGCAAUGUUUUAUUUGUUGGCUUUAUGUAGACUAUUUUUACAUAGUUGGCAAUGCUUUGUAUCAUUUUAAUUAACCACAAAACAAAGAUUUUGAGAUAUGAAGACUAUACUAAACUUUCAUUGACCUUUGACCCCUUCGAUCCAGCGUUGUGUGAUGUCACUGACCAGCAGAUGGGUCAGAGGGUGAUGACCCCACUAGUGGAGGAGCCAGAGCCUGACCUCCUCACCCCUGCCUUCCCUCUCUCCAACUCUCCCGUGCCCCCAGAGGCACAGACUGAGGAGUGUGAGGCGGAGAAGAAGCCUCCUCGAUUCCAGCUGUCCUCCCUUAUCCCCCAGGAGAGGAUAGGCUACACCACCCUCAUAGACGAGCUGGGUGGUGUGAUGCUGGACAAGCAGUGCUUUGACCCCAGCUGCUCCCACAUCAUUGUGGGGACCCCUCUGAGGAAUGAGAAAUACCUGGCAGCCAUGGCCGUGGGGAAGUGGAUCCUGCACCGCUCCUACCUGGAGGACUGUCGCUCCGUGGGACACUUCAAUCCAGGAGGAGGAGUAUGAUUGGGGCAGAAGCUCCAUCCUGGAUGUGCUACCGUCCAUCAGCUCGCAGCAGAAGAGGCUGGCGUUGGCCGCCAUGCGCUGGAGGAGGAACCUGCAGGACCGCAAUGACCAGGAGGGAUCAUUCAGCGGUUGGACCGUCAUGCUGAACGUCGACCAGACCAGAGAGUCAGGGUUCAGACGACUCCUGCAGUCUGGUGGAGCAAAGGUUCUCCCCAGUCCCUCUCCAUCUCUGUACAACCCACCUGUUUGCAGAGUUCAGUCGGUUGAAGCCAGGAGAAUUCCGGGUGGACGUGCCAGAGGCCAAAUGCCUAAAGCCAGAGUUUAUUGCAGACUACCUCAUCCAGGAGCCUAUUCCACCAAUAGAGAUGUACUAUCUGCCUGAAGCUGCCCAAUGUCUGCCAGCGGGCACAGAUGCCAGCCGCGCCACACCCUCCCGCAAGCGCAAAGCAUCAGGAGAUUCCACAAAGUCGAAGACCCACCUCAAGUAAAAACAUUGUCAUUUAGAGCUUUGGUGUCAACUAGUAAAUUCCAUCAUUUUAGAAAUGCCCCUGCAAGCCAUUAAUGAUAUGUCUGUAAAUAAGAUUUUUUUUAUUAGUUGUAUGAAAAUAAAAUUUAUUUGACAAGU
Molecule: messenger RNA, 2902 nt
Organism: Oncorhynchus masou masou (cherry salmon)
Lineage: Eukaryota; Metazoa; Chordata; Actinopteri; Salmoniformes; Salmonidae
Product: DNA topoisomerase 2-binding protein 1-A-like
Exons: 6
Coding region: 1777-2277 (166 amino acids)
Biological process (GO): mitotic DNA replication checkpoint signaling; mitotic G2 DNA damage checkpoint signaling; DNA replication initiation
Source: RefSeq, a predicted model, not a curated record